UGUUGUUAAAUGAAUGAUAAAGACAGGUGGCGGGGGUACUGUUUCAAGUACCAAGAGAGCUGUAAAGCCUUGGCUAUCACUCCACUUUAUUGUGCAAGACCAUUACAUGGAACAGGUUGCAUUGCAAGACCUUUCCCCUGCUUUAUUAGUGCUCUUGUAUGAAAGGCUUUAGGCUGCACGUUAAACUGAUAACAGCAUUUGUUUGAAUCACUGAGCCGAAACUACUGUCUAGUUGAAAUUAUUUGAAACAAUUCUAACGUGCAUUAGCUACGUACGUUUUUUAACAAUGCUAUUUUUAGAAUGAAAUUAAAGUGAAAUCCCUGACAUGUAUUAUGUAAUAUACAAAAUGGGAGAUCUGACUGAUUUAGAUAGUCUUGGUAAGUGCAUCUGUAUCAAACGCUAAUUACUGCUAUUUCACAAUGACUAUAAAACAGACUGUGCUGCAGAUUUUUACCCCUGACUUCCCUAAUCGUAUUACAGGCGGGAAGAACUGACGCUCUUCUGGCAGGUGUUUCAGGUUUUUUUGUCCAAUCCAGCACCACUACAAACAAUGCCCCGUUUCCUUAUUAAGACGGGGAUUGAGAACGAGUGACACACUGUUGUGAUGACAGGGUAUCUGGUGUGGAUUUCAGAAGGUUAGAUAUUUAUAUCAGUGUUAAUGGAGCGCAGGUCUGUAUAGCCUGGUGAGUGGGCCCCUGUGCAGUUGUCCCGGCUGCACCCACUAUACCUCCGCCACUGUGUGUGUGAGUAGAUAUUCCAUUUAAAAGUGAAACCCCUGGACAAAAGCGUCUGCCAAAUAAACUAAACUAACAGGCACCUAUGUGCAAAGGCUACACGUUCCCAUUUCCACUGCCCGUGCUAACAGAUCCUCAAUAUUAAGUCCACCCCACAAUUAAUCCCCAAGUCUGUUGGCAGGUUUCACUGUACAAAAUGAAUCUGGGACAGAAAGGCGUCGUUUUCCAAGUUUCUGCAGCAGUUUGAAACGGGUACCUUAAAAAGUCUGGCAGCAGCCGCAGGACAGUCUUUACACAGUUACACCGCAGCCUGCAUCAGGCAACUCAGACGCAGGGUUACUGUACCGCGCUUCCGUGCUGCAGGUACGAACUCGGCGUGUGUUUUGUAUGAAUGCAUAUCGUAUUUCUCUCCUUCUCAACCACAUGCUCACAUUAAUAAAACAAAUACCUAUUAACAUGUUUGCAUUUAAUUGAUAUUAUUAUUAUUGUCCCCGUUCGGCCCCAGCGAGGUUUAUCUUAACCCUCACACGACCAGGCACAUAGCAGCCAUUACAUCCGCAUGAAUUAAAUCAACCGCAUGUCAUGCUAACGAACCCCUGUAAUGCAACAUUAAGAUACAAAUAAAACGAACUUAUUGAAAUGAAAGCUGCUGUUUUUUCGCUCACCUCGUAGUGCUUCAUCCUCGCUGUGACAGUUUGGACUCAAACGCCAGUCCUCCUGACCUCUCCCCCCCGAAAGCCAAUCAGAGGAUAACCAAUCCGCGAUCGGAGAUUCUGUCACCUUCAAGCCAAUCAGCGAUCGGGUUAAAGCAGUAACGCCCCAAUGAGAAAGCGCAGGACCAUCGUGACGACCAAUCAACACGAGGUCUGAAAGGAAACCCAGGAGGAGGUGGUCCCACUGGCUCAAGCAGCUACACGUUCCAUGGAGACCCUCACGCCAUGUUUGCAGAAUUCUUUGGGGGGCAAAACCCAUUUGACUCCUUCUUCUCACGAAGCAAUGGAGGGGAGGACGUUGAUAUGGAAGACCCAUUUGGAGGGUUUGGGAUGGGGGGGAUUGGGGGCAUGGGAGGCAUGGGGGGCUUCCCAAGGGGGUUUUCCAGAAACGCAGGCCAGAUGCACCACGAUGGACUCACGAAAAAGCAAGACCCUGCAGUGGUUCGUGACCUCAUGGUAUCCCUGGAUGAGAUUUACAGUGGGUGCACCAAAAAGAUGAAGAUCUCGCACAAGAGACUCAACCCGGAUGGCAGGAGCACCAGGACAGAAGACAAGAUUCUGACUAUUGAGAUCAAGAAAGGCUGGAAGGAAGGGACCAAGAUCACUUUCCCCAGAGAGGGAGACGAGACACCCAGUAAUAUCCCGGCUGAUAUUAUCUUCGUGGUGAAAGACAAGCCUCAUCCAGUUUUCAAAAGAGAUGGUUCUGAUAUCCUCUACCCAGCUAAAGUCACGCUCCGAGAGGCUCUCUGCGGAUGCACUGUUAAUGCACCUAUGCUGGACGGCCGGAUAAUUCCAGUCUCCUUUAAGGAUGUCAUCAAGCCUGGGAUGAAGUGGCGAGUCCCAGGCGAGGGGCUCCCCCACCCCAAAAACCCAGACAAGCGGGGGGACAUGGUGCUGGUUUUCGAGGUGAAAUUUCCUGACAGGUUACCACAGAGCACAAAGGACACACUAGGACAGUUGCUUCCAGCUUAGACCUGCGUUCUUCAGAGACUGUGUCCAUAUUCCUUUCAAAACACUUGCAGAUGCACAAGGCCAAAACGAACAGGGAACAUGUAAAUGGUGAUUUCAUGAGGUGUUGUGUUUUAUUUUAUUGGAGGUAAUUGAAAUUGCUACUUUAUUAUUUCUUUCAUACUAUAAAUGUCAGAUUUGAUGUUUUUUGUCUUCUGUGUUUGGUUAGACCUCAUUUAAUAUCUGUUAAUGGGCUAACCAAGUUGGCUCUUGUACCCGAGAGCCGGUUUGAAUGUUGGUUCUAUAUGGAACAUAAAUACAGCCUGUUUUACAGACUGACAUGAAAAACAAGCUCAUUGAAGUCUGUUACUUAAGAACUUACACUUUUGGUUCAGUUACCUUAAUUCUCAUCUCAAAAUGACUUGGUUUAAGGACAUUUUCAAAGCCUUUUACUGCGUCUUUAAUGUUUUGUUUUUUUUUUUUGUAAAGGUUUACCUCAAGUUAUAAAGAAUGCAUUUUAAAAAUUGUUUUUUUAUUUGGCCAAAAUGUGUUUUUUUUUUUUUUAAUUCACUCUGUUCAGUAUUAGAUUAAGCUUUAAGACUUGAAUCUGAACCUCUUUUUUUUUUUUUUUUAAAUACCUACUUCCUGUGUACAGUAUGUUCAUUCCAAAACUAGGGAGCUUCCAUAUGAAAAAGAAAGGUUAUGUGUUGAAAACCGAUCUGAAAAACAACACAAGCGGACUAAACCUGCUUAAUCCAUCAAGUGGACUAAAUUUGGUACGUUGUAAUUGACCCCUUUUGUGUUUAAAAAUAAAUUAUAUUUUGUGAGCAUUGUUUAAAUUGUCAAAUGACUAGUUUCACAGACAUCGUUAGCACUAGUCUAACAGUCUGUGUUUGAAACCAAACGCCAACAGCGGUUCAAGAAAAGGGCUUAAUACGAGGCGGUCCCAGGUUCAAAUCCUGGCUCGCUGUGUGUGCCCUGAGCAAGUCACUUAACCUGCCUGUGCUCUGUCCUUCGGAUGAGCUGUAAAGCAGAGAUCCUAUUGCAACUCUGCAGCAGUUGUUGAUUCAUAGUUCACCUGGUCUAAACGCAUCUGCUAAAUGACUAAGUGUAGAUUAACAGCCUUAAUAAAAAUAACUUGUAUGAUGGCACUAUUUGUGAACAUAAUUGUUUUAGCCACUUUUGAUAUAAAAUAUAUUCUAAAUAUAAAUACUGGUAUAUCAAGGAUUUGUGUGUAAAAAUAAGUUUAAAGCUUGUAUUCCACAAUAUUAUUCAUUUAUAGGACCAAAAAAAGACAUUCCAAUUAUAUUUGAAUUGUAAAUGGUGUAUAUUCACAUUUUCAUAUGGGAACGCUUGGAAUAUGUUCAAUAAACAAAAUAAAUGUUACUGAAUUUAUGUACUUUCUCACGUGUUUUGAAUUUGACAUGUAGAAUGAACCUGAGUCUCAAUAAAACAUGAAAAUGGAACUGUAUGUCAAGAGAACACUUGGAAUUUUCUUCAAAUAAGAAUUUAUUUUUAACUGUGCCAAAAAAAAAAAUGUUAUGUUGUAUUAUUGGUUGCUGUUUUCAAGAGGGGUGUUAAAUAAAACUUUUGUUAAUGUCA
Molecule: messenger RNA, 3997 nt
Organism: Polyodon spathula (Mississippi paddlefish)
Lineage: Eukaryota; Metazoa; Chordata; Actinopteri; Acipenseriformes; Polyodontidae
Product: dnaJ homolog subfamily B member 1-like
Exons: 3
Coding region: 1673-2419 (248 amino acids)
Cellular component (GO): cytosol
Molecular function (GO): transcription corepressor activity; Hsp70 protein binding
Source: RefSeq, a predicted model, not a curated record